AUGGAGGCUUCAUCAUCCGACUACAGCGACGAAGAGGUGGGAGUGCUUGCGCGCGGGCAGAAACUUUGGGUACGCGGCGUGCGAGCGCAUACGACGUGCGCUGACAUUGUACGCGCACUGCAAGGUGCGCCUGAAGUAGGCGGCCUAAGCGAGCACGGCGAAUGGGUGCUGGCGGAGCGAUGGCGCGGUGUAGAGAGACCCUUACCUCCAGAUGCGCCUGUGUUGCAUGUGUUGGCGGCGUGGGGAGAUGCCAGACACGAGGUCCGUCUCUCCCUCCGACGAGUAUCAAGCGGAGAAGAAGAUUCCGGGCGAGACAGCGAUGCUGGGAGCCGCGGGGGGAGGCAGCGACGCCGGAGGGGUGCAAGAGCCGCCAGCCCGCCCCCGCACAGACGGGACGACCCUGCUACUAAACUUGUCUCUGUUAUACAACACCAGAGUCGGACAAUACAUCAGCAACUUGACAAGUUAAGGGAACAAGAGAAACUAAUAGACCAAUUAGAAGACCAAACACACAAGAGCAGAAUGGAGAAACACGGUACCAACUACUUAUUAGAAUGCUACCUUCGCGAUUUGGGUAGAAAUUGUGACGUGAACGACAGCCAAGCCGGGAACAGCGACAGUGGCGUUGGUGUCGGCAGCGGGACUCCCCCAAGACGACACACGAAACACAAAUCAAGAAGAGAAAGACACCUCAUGAGAGAACAUUAUUUUACAAAAGAACUGACUGACAUUUGUCAAGUGAACGCCGAAAGAUUGAAACAAACUCACAACGAUACAGACUCAGAAAAUUCAACAGAUGAACUCAGUAAAAUAAGAGAGGAAGUCGAGUUAUUAGAAAAGUUAGCUAUUAUAAACAAAAGAUUGCAUAGAGAAGAAGAAUUAGUAGUGAGAUUGACGGCAAAAGUAAAAAGGUACAUGGACGAAAACAAAGCAAAUAGUUGCGAGAACGUAUCGCAGGUAAAAAUGUUAAUAGAUAAAAUUGAAGAAGAACUAUCUACUAGUACAAAAGAAAUGCAUACUAACGCUGUAGAAUUGGCCAAAACGGAACAUGACAUUGAAGAUCGAAUGAAGCUAUUGGAUGAAUUGACUUUAGAAUUAGAAGAAGAAGAACUACAGAACGCAGUACUAGAAAAACAGUUAAACGAAGCAUCGUGUCGUCAACCAAUCGUUUUGCAAGAUACUUACGUACCUGUUUUAGAUCAAGCGAGUGAGCCAAUCAGUUAUGGCCCCGGUUACGUGUUAGAUACUCUAGUAUGACAAUAAGUUUGUUUGUAUACGUCCCAAAGAUGUACCUUUGAAAUUACCAUUUUUGUUAAUGUUUUCUUUUAAACUCCACGUUGAUAGUAUUUCAGAUUAUAAUCAUAGUAUAAUGAAACAAGUAGGGUAACUCCAUACAAAGUAGCAGCGCGGGUUGCAUGUGUGCACGCCCUUCUCGCGCCGUAUACGAACACACACAUUCGCAUAAUCUCGCGGUGCAUUCGAGUAUGAGGUAGCCGUAUUAGAAAAUAGCGCCGUUUUGCAAACCGGUUGGCCGUAAUGUAAUACGGUGCUUUAUAAAAUACGGCUGCGAGACUUGUACAAUAGUGGUGAAUACUCAAAUUUUUUCAAUUUAUAUUUUGCAAUGUGUAGGUUUUUUUUAUGAUAGUAAGUGCAGUUGUUGCAGUGCCACUCAGAGCUGUAAAUCGCAAAGAUUUGAGGGGCACUGCCCCUUCGCCCGUCACCUUUAGACAUAAGUUGACAAGCCUCAUGUGCCUGUAAUUUCACCAGCACCGUUGAACCUUCAAAGGCAGAAUCCAGUAAUGUUCACAUUACUACUUGGCCGCGGAAAUGGACAAAGUGGCAGUACUCUUAAAUUAUAUAGGUACAACAACAAUAAUAAAAUUGACGUUUCGUCCACCAGGAUCCCCUAGCUCAAUCCCCCAUGGGAUCCAUAACGUUAAGCCCUAUUCACACUAUGGUACCUUAUAACAACACAAGCUAACAAAAAAAAUAAACAAUAUAUUCUUAUCUAUAUUAUUAAAGGGAAAUAAUAAAGGUGAAAAACGAGUGAAAAAAAGCCGAAAAACAAAUGAAAUUGCAGCGAACUAUAGCUAGUUGUAAUACUAAGUUGCGUUAAAUUGAUACUAUCGUUUACUUAACUAUAUCCAAAAAUUGUCCUACAGUUAUACCAUUAUUCAAUAAUUCCAGCAGCACUUCUUGAAUGAAUUUAUCAUUUGCAAUUUCAUUUUUUUGCCUCUUUUCUUGAGUUGUCGUAGCUUUUGUUCAGAAACUCUUUUCAGUGCAUUUAACAAUAUGUAAGAUGUUUGGGCGUUUACGGCCAAUCAUUUCAAUUAAACCUGAGUUCCAGCUUUCGCUAGAAUUGUUAGUACGAUGACUGUCACUGAACACCGACCACAUUUUUCUAACGUCGUCGUUUUUGAGCCAAUAUUUCAUAUAGUUUCCUAACUUCAAUAUGUCAUUGCAACUUUACAUAUAUUUAACUUGGGGAUUCUAAUGAACUACGGAGUUCACAAUGAUCCUCUGAGGGAUUGGGCUAGGGGAUCCUGGUGGACUCAACGAAAAUUUACAACCCUACGUUUCGAGUGACGUGUAGGCAUUGACGCCCCUAACAGGCGGGUGUUGGACUACUUGUUUUAUUAUUAUACGAUGUUGUUAUGCAAUUGCACAAAUGCCCAUUAACUUUAAUGUUUCAUACUGUAACAAGCUGUCUUAAAUUUAGCUUUGAUAAAGGACAGUAUUAUUGUUAAUGACGCAAUCAAUUUAAUGAACGUUUACGCAACUUAAUUGUUAAUCAUUAGAGGUUGACGGGUUUAUAUAUAACCGUCACCAUCUUGCGGAAUUUCAAUGAACUAAUUCAUCAAUUUCGAGUUCAAAAGUAACUUGUGGACCACAUAUUAUACUUACCUACUUGAUUAUCAAUUGAUCCUUACCGAUGAAUAAUUGGUAACUAACUUGCAACAGGCAAGCGACUUGCCUAACUUAAACACGUAAUCAAAAGUAUUAUAGUUUGUGGUUUUUUGUAUAUGAAAUAGUGCAAUAAAAUAUUUCGGUGCAAUAAUAAAUUAAUUAUAACUAAAUUGAAUUUUAGGGCUAUAUGUUAUUCUUAUAUUCUUUGUAAUGGUUCCGUGCCAAAAUAAAAUCGAUAACAAUGUCUGAAGAGAACUGUCGACUACAAUUGUUUUUUAUACAUAUUUCUGAAAUAUAUAUCAUAUUGGAGAGAAGUGAUUGUAAUCCAAAAUUAUGUGAACGUGUUAUAUACUCUUCCAAAAACAGUUAAAUAUAUCGUAUAGAUUAUUAAAUAUGACUUAGCGUUAAGUUAAGAAAUAUAUUGCACAUUUUUAGCUCUAACAGUGUCACAAGUAAAAAAUCAUCAUCAGAGUCUUUCCUGCUUUUGGGUAACAAAUUGGAAUAGGAAAAAGGCUAA
Hyposmocoma kahamanoa is the source of this 3424-nucleotide messenger RNA. Its product is annotated as ras association domain-containing protein 10. The record is from RefSeq and is a predicted model, not a curated record. Gene Ontology annotation, biological process: signal transduction. The coding region runs from base 1 to 1257 and encodes 418 amino acids. The transcript is spliced from 4 exons. NCBI's taxonomy places the organism in Eukaryota, Metazoa, Arthropoda, Insecta, Lepidoptera, Cosmopterigidae.